AUGGAAAACAGCGCAAUCUCAGCUUCCAGCAUCCGGUCCGCCUCCGAGUCGACCUCUGACUCCAGUUCGUCAGUUAGAGAGGAAGUGACAGAACGAUCGUCGCCAACACUUGCACAAGCGUCUCGCUUCAAUGCCGCUGUAUCAAGCACAGAUUAUGCCACCAACAAAGAACGGGCAACGGCACCUCCUAUAAAGAAUGAACCGCGAUCACAUCCAAGCAAGGUUGAUUUAGAAGCCGAAGCCGAACAGGUAUUAUACCUACCACCCAAACGGUACACAGGCGGCCAUCGAUUGCGACCAGUCCCAAAAGAACAAGACAAUCAAAAUUACCCGGCCUGGGAAAACCUUGAAAAAGUAACCAAAGCCAACUUGGAUGCCGACUCGGGCUGGUGGACACUUCAACUCUAUGACGUUGUGCUCGUUUGUAUACGCGGGGAGGCCACCCCGACGCGCCUUGCCAAAGUGGUGGACAUGCGAAAGCUCCAGGAUGGCCGCUUCAUGGUCAUCUACGCGUGGUUAUACGAAGAGGAAGAUAUUAAAAAGGAGUUCACGACUGAUGAUGGUGGAAUGGAAGAAGAAUAUGCAAACAAUUUGAAACAGGCAUGGGACCAAAAUCCUGGUCCCGUCAAAUACAUGCUCAGUUCCAACCAGACAGUUGCCCUCUGGGAUACGGCGUAUGAGCGCCUUGCUCAAGAAGACGUCGAUACGAAAUUGAGCAAGACCCAUGUUUACAAGACGACCGACACUCGUACAGUGGCACCUGAGCGACACAUUUACAGCAUCAACGACAAACACAAAUCGCCGAAAUGGUUGAUACAGCUUUUGCACGAAACGCCGGCACUCGACGCCUUUCCGUCGGCUGGGUCUACAUAA
Aspergillus mulundensis is the source of this 873-nucleotide messenger RNA. RefSeq lists its product as uncharacterized. NCBI's taxonomy places the organism in Eukaryota, Fungi, Ascomycota, Eurotiomycetes, Eurotiales, Aspergillaceae. The coding region runs from base 1 to 873 and encodes 290 amino acids. The record is from RefSeq and is a predicted model, not a curated record. The transcript has a single exon.